Phycomyces blakesleeanus NRRL 1555(-) is the source of this 2277-nucleotide messenger RNA. RefSeq lists its product as hypothetical. The transcript has 10 exons. Lineage: Eukaryota; Fungi; Mucoromycota; Mucoromycetes; Mucorales; Phycomycetaceae. Bases 1 to 2277 code for a protein of 758 amino acids. The record is from RefSeq and is a predicted model, not a curated record.
AUGAAUUUAGAUUGUCUACAGCGUCAUCCUUCAAAGCUUUUCUUGACGGAUGGUCUAUUCAUAAGAAAAGGAGUAAAAUCCGAGCCAUUGAAUGACUUGGCAGAGGGUACAGAAUUGCGUCAGAUUGCCUCGGUGUUGAGCAUGAACAAUCGUGUAGCAUUUCCGUUUACAAAUAACAUCUUUUAUACAAUGAACAUCAAAAAGACUGGAAACCCAAUGUGUGUCCGUGUACUAAGCCUUUGCAAAGACGAUGCAGACAUCGCCUUUGCAAAGACGAUGCAGACAUCGGUAACUGUAGGUGUUCGUCUCCAGUCUUUCAGAAAAUUUUCAGCAAGACCUUCGCUGACUACUAAUCUCCCAGCAACUCCACAAUAUAGUCAAUCCUAUAAUGUUACCUUUCAAAUCAAAUGUGGAUCUCUUUGUCUUUUGUUCACCUAUUGUAUCUAUAGUACCAGAGUUUUACACCACCAACUAAUCCUUAGGGACCAGAUAGAGCUAUUCCAUGCCGCCAAAAAGGUCCCGAUUUGUGAUCCCGUUGAAUCAGAAUGUCGCCUCACACCAGGAAAUCUAGCAAAAUCCACAUUGCCCAAAAAGAGACCCAAGAUUUCUAUACCUGACGAUGCUCAAUGGUGCAUGGACAAUUCGAGGCUUCUUACUUUUAGAAAAUUUCUUGAAAAGUUCGAUUGCUUGGACCAACGAGAAUCUGAACAACGAUACAACAAUAUUCUCACAAAAUAUGUGCAUAAUAAAUGCAAGGAACGCGCGAAAAUUGAAUACAACACCUGGACGAAAUCUGCUGAUUAUAAAGUAUUCUGGAACGAUAGAGCUGAAUUGGAUAUCAUAUUGCAAACAAAUAAACAAUCGACCGGGUUUAUUGGACUUGUUACUGGCCAACGGAUGAAAAGUCUGAUGGACAAAGCAAACGCCGUUGCUCAAACAACAACCAGCAAUACCAGUACUCAAGAAAUAGCGAAAGAUGUCACUGAUGAUUCAGAAAAAACCAACAAUGAUGCCAUUCCUGACUCAAACACAAUCAACGACACUACUGAUGAUAUUGAUUCCCACAACAAUGCCGAUGGAAUCUCUUCAUUUGACUUGAAAUCCUGCAUUGAUAGUUCAAGCGAAGUCUGUAAAGACCCUUGGAUUUUCCGCGGCAACAAUAUUACGCGCAUGUUCAAAGAUUAUCAGUCAAUUGUUCAAUCUCUGGUCAGAAAACACGUAGCACUUCCGCUUGAAACAUAUAUCAAUGAAUUGGCAGCAUUGACUCAUAUUUUGGUCCUGAACAAGAAUCAACACAGCUCCAUCGCCAAGAAGGUCUUCUCGGUUGAUUUAUUGGAUUACUUGGCAGUAUCAUUGGUAUCAGAGUCAAUGGAUUACAAUCUCAGCAUGAAUGACCAACAGUACAUGGCCAUGGCAAAAAUAAUCAACCAGCUUAGCCUCUCGAAUACAACAAGGGAAAAGGCUUUUCUUGAACUUACUCUUAUGUCUUCUAGGAUGAAUUAUAGUGAAAGACGUCUUAUUCACGGAAUCACAAAUUUGAUUCAAAAAUUGCCAAACUUGCCAUUGAAAGACAAUAGCAGCAUUAGUGAAAGUGAGCUAUGGAGUACCUAUUUCGAUCCUCUACUAUCUUGCUUGAUAUGUGAUCCGGAAAAGCUUGUUCAUUUACGCUGGACGAAUGCGAUCCCAAGUGAAGGUGGGAAAUUACGACCGGAUGCAAUCAUCUCCAAAAGACAACAAUUGGAGUAUGAAGGCAGUAUCGGGCAUGGUGAAGUCAAGAUAAAUCAGGGCAGCUCAAGCAGAUAUCUUUUAUGCAUGGACACCCUUCGUUUGGCAAUUUUCAACAAAAAUGCUAUUGAUGUAAACAAAUUGGAUGGUGCACUCGCAUUUCAAAUUCAUGUAGCCAACCUCCGUUUCCCUGAAUCGUUUGAAGACCUACCAUCUUUUAUAAGCCUGAAGAACAUCACACUGCUACUUGCUGUGAACGAUGUCUUUUGGCGCCUAUGCAAAAAAUCUGACGACACUGCGACAAUUACUAGUAGGUACAAGGAAACCGUAAACCUAGAGGGAUUGACUGGCACUAGCCAAGAUCCUGUAAAGGUGGACCUUGAUGUGCUAGCUCUCAUACUGAGUCCUGUACGUGAUACUAGAGGGGUUUGGAUGGAAUUUCAGCGUGCUGAUUUCAACAAACGCAUCAAAACAGCCAAAGCAAACGUGCAUGAGCAUAUUGUUCAACAAACCGUUGCUUCGAUGAAACUUACUGCUUCUGAGGUGGUUUAA